Molecule: messenger RNA, 3905 nt
Organism: Ixodes scapularis (black-legged tick)
Lineage: Eukaryota; Metazoa; Arthropoda; Arachnida; Ixodida; Ixodidae
Product: retrovirus-related Pol polyprotein from transposon opus
Exons: 2
Coding region: 239-3355 (1038 amino acids)
Biological process (GO): proteolysis; DNA integration
Molecular function (GO): nucleic acid binding; aspartic-type endopeptidase activity; zinc ion binding
Source: RefSeq, a predicted model, not a curated record
UAUAGAGGGCGCUGAACUCAUGCAUUACCAAUUGUAUAUAAGAGCAUCACCAUCGGCAUAAAGAUCAGUCAGCGUCCAGUGCCUGCCUCGUGUCAGUUCUUGUUCUGCGGCCUUCCGGCCGCGUUCGCCGGUCUACACCACAUUGGCGCAGUCGACAAAAGCACAACCUCGGCAGCAGUCAAGAUGACAGCCGUUCUUCGCAACUAGUACGCGAGGGGCGUUACCCAUUAACGCAAAGAUGAAUACGCUCGGGCUGCCAUCGUUAGCCCCGUUUUUGGAGGCGCCGGGAGACCCGGCAGUGCCAUGGCGGCAAUGGCGAGAGGACUUCGAGAUCUUUCUGCAGGCGACGGAAAUGGACGCGAAACCGCCAGCACAACGAAAGGCGAUACUUCUACAGUGUUUGGGGGUGGAAGGUCGAAGAGUGUUUCGCACGUUGGUUCCAGAGCCUGCGGCUGCACCUGCACCACCGAUAACUGCUGCUGCAACCGGAAGUGCGCCGGAGAAGACCACAUCAAAAAGGGGUGAGCCGGACGACUACACCGAUGCACUUCGGUUGUUGGAACGACAUUUCACGAACACUCUGAAUGUGCUUGUCGAACGACGGCGAUUCAUGUUGCGACGACAGCGUCAGGAGGAACCGAUACGCGCGUACGUCAGUGCCCUGCGACAGCUCGCGAGUACUUGCGACUUCGGGGACUUUCUUGAGGCAGCGCUGCGGGAUAAAGUCGUCGACGGAGUACGGAGCGUGGAGCUAAGACAGAAGCUGCUCAUGAAAGGUUCACAGCUCACGUUGGGCCAGGCCAUGGACAUCCUACAGACGUUCGAGCAGGCAGCGGAAGGUGCCCGUGUCUACGAGGAGGGGCGUGACGCUGCCAUGGUUCAGCAAGUCGAGAGGGCAAGAAAUCGUUCAGGAACAGGAGUCAGCGGUUCUUCAACAGUUCCGGACCGCAGGUGUUACAGAUGCGGUGCUUCAGGACACCUAGCCAGUGCACGGGAAUGCAGAGCGCGAGAUAAGCGGUGUUCGAGGUGUCACAAGGUGGGACAUUUUCAAGCGGUAUGUAGAAGUACCGGGCAAGCGCGGGUGCAAGCGGUUCAGGACACGGACGGAAACGAAGAGUUGGGUGUCCUAACAGUCACACAGAACGAGCGAACCACUCUGAUAGUCGACGUUUGCGUCGAGGGCGAAGUGAUUCAGCUUGUCGUGGACACAGGCUCGUCAGUGUCUAUCUUGCCAGCAAACAUCUAUCAAGAAAAAUUUGCAAGACGGUUCGCCUUGGCUCCAGCAACGGUGACUCUGCGGGACUUUUCACAGCAAAGAAUUCCAGUCUUGGGAUGUUUUGUGGCUCAAGCGGCACGUGGAGGCGUGUCGUCAAACAUUCGCUUCUAUGUGGUGUCAAGGGGCAUGGCGUUGCUGGGACUGGAUGCGGUGCAACAACUACGACUGCAUAUCGACGGCGCAUCGCUGGCGUGCCUACAGACAACGGCGGGGCCACAACCUCUGCCUCCUGAACUUAAAGUGGUGGAGCCACUGCGGCGCUUUCUUCGCAAGGGCCAGGAGUUCAUCUGGGACCAGAACGCUGAGGAAAGCUUCGGCAAGGCUAAGAACCUACUAGCGUCGUGCAGCGCAGUAUCCAUGUUUGACCGGUCCUUACCUGUACAGGUAACAACUGAUGCAUCGGCAUAUGGGCUGGGAGCGGUACUGCAACAGGUGAUCGACGGUGAGACGCGUACGAUAGCAUUUGCAUCAAGGACGUUGACGCCACAGGAACGCAAAUACUCUACGGGAGAACGAGAAGCCCUGGCAUGUCUGUGGGCUUGCGAGCACUGGCAUGUGUACUUGUGGGGCAGAAAUUUUGUGCUGCGAACGGACCACCAGGCAUUGGUAACAUUGCUCUCUACUAAUGGCACCGGAAGGCGGCCACUUCGGAUAGAGCGGUGGUGUGCAAGGCUGAUGAGGUACAAUUUUACUGUACAAUACACGAAAGGAGAAGAUAAUGUAGUCGCUGACGCACUCUCCCGGUUGCCCUUGCUGUCCACAGAGUGCGACCCAGUAGAGGAGGUCAUUGCUGUGGUGUCAAGCGUGGUAACAAAGAACCAAUUGCAAGUGGAGACAGAGAAGGAUGGCGUGUUACGGGAGGUGAUGCAGUAUGUCACAUCUAGGUGGCCAGAAAAGAAAUGUCUGUCAGGAAAGCUACUAUCAUUUUGGCGGAUUCAAGAAGAGCUUUCUGUUCUGGAGGGGGUGCUGUUUCGUGCAGAGCGGGUGGUGCCUCCAUCGACAUUGGUGUCCAGAUUCAUCAUGAUGGCCCACGAAUCGCAUCCGGGCAUCGUCAGGACAAAGCAGCGACUCCGGGAGCAGUAUUGGUGGCCUGGGAUGGACGAAGACGUGGAAAACUGCAUUAGAAGCUGCGCUGUGUGCAAGGCAUCAGACAAGUCUGCAAAGACCGCGGUGGCCCCUCUACAACCAGUGCAAUGGCCCGAAAAGCCCUGGGAAAAGCUGGGCAUGGAUAUUGUGGGCCCGAUGGAACGAGCCCCUCCAGAGUGCAGAUUUGCAGUAACUGUGAUUGAUUAUCACAGUAAGUGGCCGGAGGUUUUUUUUGUGUCGUCGAUAACUUCUCAGUCGGUGACGAAAGUGUUACUGGAGCUAUUCGCGAGGGAAGGAUACCCAAAGAGUGUUGUCACUGACAAUGGCAGACAAUUUAUGUCGACACAGUUUGAAGGGUUCCUACAAGACAGAGGAAUUGAACACUGUGUGGCCUCGCUGUACUACCCGCAGUGCAACGGUCAAAUAGAACGAUUUAACCGCGUCUUAAAAGAGUAUAUUCAGGUGGCGGCACUGGAGCGCAGACCACUUAAGGAGGCAAUUCUGGAAUACCUGAGUAUUUACAGGGCAACUCCCCAUGCGACCACCGGCAUGUCUCCGGCGUUUUUGCUACACGGAAGGCGGCCACGAACAAGACUGGACGUCGUGGGACUACCGGAGAGAGGGUUUUUCGAUGAACCGCGGCCUCACGUCGCCGAACUGCAACGCCGUGUCAAAGAGCGACAGCAGAGGACAAAGAAUUACACCGAUGAAAGACGGGGUGCCAGGCACUCCAUCAUUGAACCCGGCGACUUCGUAAAAAUAAAGAGGUGGGGAGGACCAAAAGGACAGCAGAGGUUUUCUUUGCCAAUAGAAGUAAAAAAACGCGUGGGAAAAAAAUUCCUUCCUUUUAGACAAUGGGAAGAAAUGGAACGCUGCCAAAUUGACAGUAGUGGCCAAAGGAGGAGCACCAGGUGCCCGGAACUUGGUAGAAAAAGUUAUGGAACGACGUGGAGCGGUAAGAGACCAGUUAGGCGACCUGGAUUUGCCCACUGAAGAGGGGGCAUCACAACUACCAUCACCACGGGACGUCGCAACUGCCAGAACCCCAGAGACAUUAUCGCCAGGCGACGACAGCGCUACCGUCGCUACGCACGGAGUGGGAGCUGCACGGGGUGCUGAGACACUUCCAGACUCUACACUUCAGGAGACUGAAAUCUGGUCGACACCAGCAGAGUCGGCGCCGGCACCAGAGCAAGUCGAAGCGCAGGACAUCUCCGGCCAACAGGAGUUGUUGACCACGGCACCGUCGUACAGCAGGCCUCAGCGACAAAGAAGAAUGCCCGGAAAAUACAACGAUUAUGUUUUACACUAGAAUGAUCUGUUAUAGUGGUUCCAGAGCUAUGUGAAUAACUGUAAUUAUUGUGUUCUAGUUACUGGGGUUUUGUUUGUUUAAAGGGGGGAAAUAUGUUGUGUAUAGAGGGCGCUGAACUCAUGCAUUACCAAUUGUAUAUAAGAGCAUCACCAUCGGCAUAAAGAUCAGUCAGCGUCCAGUGCCUGCCUCGUGUCAGUUCUUGUUCUGCGGCCUUCCGGCCGCGUUCGCCGG